Messenger RNA from Caenorhabditis remanei, 2622 nucleotides. RefSeq lists its product as uncharacterized. Gene Ontology annotation, molecular function: CAAX-protein geranylgeranyltransferase activity. The record is from RefSeq and is a predicted model, not a curated record. Lineage: Eukaryota; Metazoa; Nematoda; Chromadorea; Rhabditida; Rhabditidae. Gene Ontology annotation, biological process: protein geranylgeranylation. The transcript has 11 exons. Bases 1 to 2622 code for a protein of 873 amino acids. Gene Ontology annotation, cellular component: CAAX-protein geranylgeranyltransferase complex.
AUGUGCGAUAUAAGCACAGAAGAUCAAUUGCUAGAUAUUGCGAAAAACGCCGCAGAACUAGAUAAACCAUUAAAGUUCGAAUAUAAGCAGCACAUUGGUUUCUUGAUUCGUCAUCUCAACGUAUUUCCACAACCCUACAAUACUUUAGAGACUAGUCGGCAAGUUCUGGAUCUGUCAUAUGAAAAUAAGUUUCCGAUUUUCAGAAAUACCAUCUUUCUAUUUGCAAUUUCUGCUUUGGACGUGCUCGGAGAACUUGACAAUCUCCUAACACCCGAACGUCGACAAGCUUUCAUCGAUUGGAUUUACGAUCUUCAGCUGACUAACGUUAAUGAAAGAUCGAAAAGACGACUAUUGGAGUGCUUUUCCGUUGAGAUUUGUUCCGAUGGAAUACCAAUAAUCGAAACUCUCAAAAGCACGCCUGGAUAUAAGUUGAAUAUGAUACCGCCUGUCAAAAAUGAAGCGCGACCUCCGAAAGCAAAAGAGCCACUUUUAGAACUAAAAACUUCUAAUUGGAGUUCUGAUACUUUUACCCGUCUUUUUCUUCGUAGUCCAACAUUACUACAAAUGGUCCAUCUACCAGAGGGAAAUUCACAAGACGAAGGGGAUACGAUCCUCAGAAAAAAUAUUCCAAUUUUCCACUCCGCCGUCAAAAGUUACGCAGAAUCACAUCUUCUCGAAGGGCCAUUAGGAGUUGUAGACUAUGGAGGACGUGUCUGGAUUCAUGACUAUUUAUCUGAGUCAAUAGAUAAACCUGAAAAACUCAACGCCAACGAACAGGAAAUUUAUCAAUUUGUUACAUUUUGUGAUCACCCAAAAAUGAUAACAGUGGCCGGAAACUUCCAUGUAGAAACUGUGGAUAUGAGGUCUUCAGGAAGAUCGAGAGCAUGCACGGAACUAUGGAGAAGUCCAAUUUUUGAAGCCAGAAGUCGACAUGAAGCAAUGUAUGUGCAAGGAGUUCCACCUGCUUCUGCUGUGAUUCGGCACAUUUCGAGAAUAUCUGGGACGGCAAACAAUUAUUUAGUAAUGACUGAUAGAGCCUUACACCUUAUUGAUGAUCGGUUUCCUGGAAAAACAGUUUUGAGUGUUGAGCAUCCAUUUUCUUCGGGAACUCAUAGACUAAUUGUGUCAGAUAGGAUGAGAGAUGCAGCUGGUGGUGGAGAUGUAUAUUCAAUAUUUUCACUCGACCAGUUCCAAGUCCUCAACUCAUCAAUUGCUAUGACAAAACUUUAUUCACACCCAUCCGGAAUUUGGUCUUCAGUUGAUCCAUUCCAUUUUAUCGGAGAACCGAAGCACUUCAAUCAAACAACUCGCCGAGGAAAGUACGCGGAACCCGGUUUUAUAUCCGAGCCAACGCGUGCAAUGUCGUUGAUUGAAAAUGAAGAACUUCAUGCUUCGAUUCUGUUGCGCCAAACCGAUGAUGGUGCGAUUUGGUGGCAGCAAUUCUCCAAAAGAAACUUGUCAAUGAAGGAAAAAGUAGAAGAGGAGAAAAGAAGUUUCAAACGAAUAAACGAAAGAAGAAAUGAAUCCACGUGGAAAAGAGAAAACUACAACCCUGUUUAUUCGGAUAAACUCUCCCAGGAAUUGAGAGAAACCCCCAAUGAUAUCAGACAGGUGAUCAGUGUUGGUUCUCCUUCUGUUGAUAGUCGAGUGAUAUCCAAGUUUUACCAACGUGCUGUCAAUUUACAACGGCAAUCAAAUCGACUUAUUGUUACAAAUCCGUCUCGCCAGCUCGAAGUUGCUCCACUUGAUGAUGUAAACAGCGUCCUGUCGAAAAUUACAUUAGACACCUGGGCGGCUGUUGAAAAAAUGAUGAAUGAAAAUAGAUCGGUCUGUGGAUUUCGCGGAUCACAUUCAUGUGAGAAUAGUGAUUAUGACGAGGCAAACCUCGCUCAAACCUACAGUGCACUACUGUCAUUGGCUAUUUUGGGAGAUGAUUUGAAAAGGGUCGAUCGACAGGCGAUUUUAAAAACUGUGAAAAAUGCUCAGAGAGAUAAUGGAUGUUUCUGGAGUCAAGGAGUUGGUUCUGAGUCGGAUAUGAGAUUCGUGUUUUGUGCUGUUGCAAUUUGUAAAAUUCUUGACGGUGAAAAAGAAGAAGUUAUCAACUGGGUCAAGCUCUCAGAGUUUUUGAAAAGCAGUCUCAAUAUUGACGGAGGAAUCGGACAAGCUCCUGGUGAUGAAAGUCAUGGUGGCUCGACGUUCUGCGCAAUAGCCUCAUUGGCUCUCUCAAACCGUCUCUGGACAGGAGAAGUGUUGACUCGUCGAGAUAUCGAUCGCCUGAUUCGGUGGGCAAUUCAGAAACAAGAAAUCGGAUUUCAUGGAAGAGCUCACAAACCUGAUGAUAGUUGCUACGCAUUCUGGAUUGGUGCAACAUUGAAAAUUCUGAAUGCCUAUCAUCUUAUCUCUCCAGCUCAUCUUCGUGAGUUCCUGAUGAUCUCUCAACAUCCACAUAUCGGUGGAUUCUGCAAGUAUCCUGAACCCGGAGGCUAUUCAGAUAUUCUCCAUACAUACUUCUCCAUUGCUGCACUCUCUUUGCUCGGAGAGCCGGCACUCAACCCAGUUCACCCGUCGUUGAAUGUAUCAAUGAGAGCUGCCGAUCACAUUUCUCGACUUCGUUUUGAAUAA